UAGUCUCUGGCGCUUGCCGCAGCGAUGCUGACUCCUGCGUUCGAGUUGAGCCAGGACAGCGACUUCCUCACGGUCGCCAUCCGCGUGCCCCACGCGCGCAUCUCCGAGUUCGACGUGUACUUCGAAGGGGUAGACUUCAAGUUCUACGCUAAGCCGUACUUUCUGAGAUUAACACUUCCUGGAAGGAUUGUAGAAAAUGGAACAGAGCAGGAGUCCUAUGAUGCAGAUAAAGGAAUUUUUACUAUUCGAUUGCCCAAGGAAACUCCCGGCCAGCACUUUGAGGGGUUGAACAUGUUAACUGCUCUACUGGCCCCAAGAAAAUCCAGGUCGGCCAAACCACUUGUGGAAGAAAUAGGUGCUUCUGGGGUUUCUGAGGAAGGAGCUGGCAAUGAGGAUGAAGAGUUUGACUGGGAAAUUGAGCAGGCUCCCUAUGAAGAGGUCUCGGAAAGUACACUGGAAUCACAGUGUCACUAUGGAUUUGGAAACCUGCGGGCAGGCGUGGUUCAGCGGCUGCAGGAUGAACUGAGUGAGGUCAUUGAUAUUAAGGAUCCAGAUUUCACUCCUGUGACUGAACGACGGCAGAAACGCCUGGCUGCUGAGCUGGCCAAAUUUGAUCCAGAUCAUUAUCUAGCUGACUUCUUUGAAGAUGAGGCAGUUGAGCAGAUUUUGAAGUACAGUCCAUGGUGGGAUGAGGUACAUGCAGAAAUGAUGGCUUCUGUGGGAAAGAGCCAAGAGCAAGGAGCUGACGCUGCUGCCUUAGUGUCUUUUUCAGAAGAGGAAAAAUAUCAGCUACGGAAAUUUGUGAAUAAGUCUUACCUCCUGGACAAGACGGCUUGCCGUCAAGUGUACUACAGUUUAGUUGACAUCCUCCUGGCCUAUUGUUAUGAAGUCCGUAUCACUGAAGGGGAGUACAACGUCGAAUCUGCAUGGACUAUCAGAAAGCUGAGCCCAACACUCUGCUGGUUUGAGAUGUGGAUGGACGUUCAUGAAAUCCUGGUGUCUUUUGGAAGGAGAGUUUUGUGCUACCCGCUUUAUCGUCAUUUCAAGCUGGUGACAAGAGCCUGUAGAGACACUGUAAAGAUACUGCAACUAGGUAAGAGUGCAGUUUUAAAGUGUCUCCUGGAUAUUCACAAAAUCUUUCGGGAAAAUGACCCAGCCUAUAUUUUGAAUGAUCUCUACAUCUCAGACUACUGUGUAUGGAUUCAGAAGGCCAAGUCCAAAAAGUUGGCUGCCCUCGCAGAAGCCUUGAAAUCAGUCUCCCUCAGUAAGGCCCAGCUGGGCUUCGAGCUGCUAGAACUGGAAGCCGCCGCACUUCUUGUCCAAGAGGAAGAAACUGCCAGAAAAGUAGCCCAGUGCAGUCCCACACAGCAGCCUUCACAUUCCAGUCCUGAGCUCAGUGACUCGGACAGCACCUCAUCGUCUGGCACAGAAGACUCAGCGUCAGAGGAAGAGGAGCUCGUUGGGACCCAGCCCUCGCUGCUCACUUCUCUGCAAGCCCCCCUUUUGGAAGAGGACAGUGCCCUGCUCAUCAGGGAUAGUGGCCCCUGCAGAAACCUGGCCAGCCAGGGAUGUGCAGUCAGUCACGGGCAACCACUGGCCUCUUCCCGGGCUCCUCUGAUAGAGGAGAUUGGAGAUAGUGGCCCCUGCAGAAACCGGGCCAGCCAGGGAUGCACAGUCAGUCAAGGGCAGCCGCUGGCCUCUUACCAUGAUCAUCUAACAGAGGAGGUUGAGGACAAACUGAGGACCAUGCUUCGGGUUUCCACACCUCAUGGUGUAAGUGCUGGGAGCCACAGCAGUAUACAGGAUGGAGAGGAGAAGGGACAGGUGCACCGUGAUGGACUCAAGUGA
Messenger RNA from Acomys russatus (golden spiny mouse), 1848 nucleotides. It is a transcript of the gene Shq1, whose product is annotated as SHQ1, H/ACA ribonucleoprotein assembly factor. Gene Ontology annotation, biological process: box H/ACA snoRNP assembly. The transcript has 11 exons. Gene Ontology annotation, cellular component: cytoplasm; nucleoplasm. Lineage: Eukaryota; Metazoa; Chordata; Mammalia; Rodentia; Muridae. The coding region runs from base 25 to 1848 and encodes 607 amino acids. The record is from RefSeq and is a predicted model, not a curated record.